Messenger RNA from Penicillium pulvis, 1521 nucleotides. RefSeq names its product cytochrome P450. The transcript has 7 exons. Gene Ontology annotation, molecular function: monooxygenase activity; iron ion binding; heme binding. Lineage: Eukaryota; Fungi; Ascomycota; Eurotiomycetes; Eurotiales; Aspergillaceae. The record is from RefSeq and is a predicted model, not a curated record. Bases 1 to 1521 code for a protein of 506 amino acids.
AUGGCCAGUCAGGCAAUCUUAUCAUCUUUAUGGGGUGUUUCCGAUGUGGGAUAUACAGGAAUGGCCACUGUUGUAGCUGUGGUCAUCUUUGUGGCGCUAAUUGCUAGGCUUGCGCUUCGGACAUACCGCACGCAAUUGCAUCCUUUGAGUUCCUUCAAGGGACUUCCAGAGGCAUGCGUGUCGGAAAAUUGGCUGUACAGGGUAACAAAAAGCGGGAGAGCAGAACAAACUUUCGAAGCUCUUCACGAAAAGUACAACACAAAAGCGCUUCGGAUUGGACCUAACGAGUUGCAUAUUACCGAUAUUGAGCUGUACAAAGUGAUCUACAACCAAUCCAAACCCUUCCUCAAGCAUGCCCCAUUUUACGAUGGGUUCAGCACACCGCACACUGUUUUUGCUGAGCUCGAUCCUCUUUUACAUAAGGAGCGCCGGCGCAUGCUGAAUCCUUUGUUCUCGAAAGUUGGUGUUUACAAGUUGGAACCUCUUAUCUGCGAGAAGAUCUAUAUGCUAUCGGCCAAAAUCACUCGGCUUUGCGCGACCAAGGAAAUUGACGUCUACAACGCAGUUCGCCUCUUAACCACAGAAAUCAUCACAGAGUUUGCCUUUGCGAAAUCGCCUAAUCUCAUUGAAGAGAGGGGGGAUGAAAUGGAUUCAUGGUUCCUUGACGCUUUCGAUGUCGGCUCCAAGAGUAUCGUCGAUCUACAGUACAAUGCAGUCCUCCGAAAUAUCGUUUCGAUUCUUCCAGCUAGUGUGGUGAAAUUUCUGAAUCCCCAACUUCGCUCUAUUCUUGAUCUUCAGGAGUUCGCGGGAAGCUGCAUGCGAUACUGGCAGACAUCGUCUGGGACCUCUUCUUUCCCCGUCAUCUUUGAUAGCCUGAAGUCAAUCUCAGAUGAUGCUAAGAUUUCUGAAGCAAUGGAUAUUCUAAUCGCCGGCGCUGAUACCACUGCAUCUACUCUUACGACUGGAUUCAUUCAUAUCCUGUCCAAUGACAAAAUCAAAAGCCGUCUUGUGCAGGCCAUUGAUGAAGCGAUGCCAGACACAGGAUCGCUAAUUUCUCUUCAAGCCCUGGAGAAAGUAGAAUAUUUGUCGGCAUGUGUGAAGGAGUCAAUCAGAGUGGGCAUGGCCGUACCAGGUCGUCUACCUCGUGUUGUUCCACAUGGUGAUCCAUUCGUUGUUGAGGGCAAAGUUGUUCCUCCGGGCACCGUUGUUGGUAUUUCAACAUAUACCAUGCACGUUUCUGAGGAUGCGUGGGGACCCGAUGCCCGUGAGUUCAACCCGGACCGUUGGAUCGGGCCCGGAUCCAAGGGCUUGGAACAGUGGAUGUGCACGUUUUCCAAAGGCGCAAGAAUGUGUCUGGGGCAGAAUGUUGCGCCCGCUGAGAUUACUCUCGCAUUCGCUUAUUUGUUCCGUAACUACGAACUAAGUCUUCCCAAGGGAUAUGUUAAGCCAGAUGCCCUUGACCACUUCACCUUGGCGUAUCAGAAGCCCGGGUUACCUGUUGUGUUCAAGCCUCGCCAGUAA